Phragmites australis (common reed) is the source of this 2675-nucleotide messenger RNA. Its product is annotated as ABC transporter B family member 26, chloroplastic-like. Gene Ontology annotation, cellular component: membrane. Gene Ontology annotation, biological process: transmembrane transport. Gene Ontology annotation, molecular function: ATP hydrolysis activity; ABC-type transporter activity; ATP binding. The record is from RefSeq and is a predicted model, not a curated record. The coding region runs from base 231 to 2279 and encodes 682 amino acids. NCBI's taxonomy places the organism in Eukaryota, Viridiplantae, Streptophyta, Magnoliopsida, Poales, Poaceae. The transcript is spliced from 18 exons.
CCAAACAAACGCAAGGAAAACAAAAUGAGCGUUCGAAAAUUUGAGGGAAAAACACAAGAAAAAAAAGAGAAAUUGAGAAGGAAAAAACACCGAGACAGCCGGAGGAGAAGCCGAGGCGCCGCCGUGGCAGUGCCGCGCACGGCAACCCAACCCAACUCCGGUCUCUAUUUGAACUCGCGGACGCACCAAUCCCAAGCGCGAAUCGGAAUACGGAUCGAGGAGGGUGCGAAAUGCCGCCUCCCGCGCCGAUGCUCCUCACCGUGGCAUCCGGCUCUACCGCGCUGUCGCUGACGCUGACCCUGGACCGGAGGCGGGUUCCGCUCCGGGCGCCACGGAAGGGUCGGCUGCUCCGGCCGGCGAGGAUUCGCGCGGCCGCGGCGAUAGGCGAAGAGUUCGGCGGCCUCGGCCGGCGCCGCGUCGUCGCCGGGGAGUUCAUCGAGCGGCUGCGGAACGUGCUACCCGGCGGCAGCUGGUGGCGCCUCGAGGACGGCGAGGAGGCCGGGGACGGGGGCGGCCGCGCCGAGGGGAGCGGGACCACGGCGGUCUCCGUGCUCAGGCGGAUGUGGGGUCUCGUCGCCGCCGACCGCUGGGUCGUGUACUCCGGCUUCGCGUCCCUCGUCGGCGCUGCGCUUUCGGAGAUCGCUAUACCCCAUCUCCUCGCGGCGUCCAUUUUCUCUGCGCAGAAUGGAGGGGCGGUGUUCUACCGAAAUGCCAAGCUUCUACUUGUCCUAUGUCUGAUUUCGGGAGUGUUAAGUGGUCUGCGAAGCUGCUGUUUUGGUGUUGCAAACAUGAUAUUGGUCAAACGGAUGAGAGAAAUGCUAUUUGAUUCCAUUCUUUCUCAGGAUAUUUCCUUUUUCGAUGAAGAAACUGUGGGUGAUCUGACAAGUAGGCUUGGUUCCGACUGCCAGCAAGUGUCGCGUGUUAUAGGCAACGACCUUAACUUGAUUUCACGCAAUUUACUUCAGGGUGCAGGUGCCUUGAUUUAUCUGCUAAUCUUAUCUUGGCCUCUUGGAAUGUGCACACUGCUUAUUUGUGCAACAUUAUCAACAAUUAUGCUAGUUCAUGGACGGUUUCAGAAAAGAGCAGCUAAAUUUGCUCAGGAGUUCACAGCAAGCGCCAAUAAUGUUGCUCAAGAGGUGGUAACUUUGGUUAGGACAGUGCGGGUAUAUGGAACAGAAAAACAAGAGUUCAAAAGGUAUGCAAAGUGGCUUGAUAAACUGUAUGAUGUAAGCUUUCGGCAGACGGUGGCUUAUGGAGGCUGGAGCUUGAGCUUGAACUAUCUGUACCAUUCUACUCAGGUCAUUGCAGUGGUGAUUGGAGGAGUAGCUAUCAUGUCUGGGAAGUUAACUGCCGAGCAAUUGACAAAAUUCAUACUCUAUGCUGAAUGGCUGAUUUUGUCCACAUGGUGGAUUGGAGACAACUGGUCCUCCCUGAUGCAGUCUGUCGGAGCAAGUGAAAAAGUAUUUCGUUUGAUGGAUCUCCUGCCCAGCAAGCAGCUUACCUCUGAAGGACUCAAGUUACAGAAGUUGGAAGGGCAAAUUCAGUAUGCUGACGUAUCAUUUUCAUAUCCAUCAAGAUCUACGGUACCAAUUUUGGAAAGAUUGAAUCUUACGCUGAAUCCAAAUGAAGUAGUUGCCAUUGUUGGUCUUAGUGGAAGUGGCAAGAGUACUAUAGUCAAUUUGCUACUUCGACUAUACGAACCUACAAAUGGGCAAAUAUUAGUUGAUGGUGUCCCACUCACUGAGCUUGAUAUCAGAUGGUUCAGGGAAAGAAUUGGCUUUGUUGGACAGGAACCACGCUUAUUCCGAAUGGAUGUUAGUUCUAAUAUAAAGUAUGGUUGCCCAAGAGAAGUCAGUCGUGAAGAAGUGGUGUGGGCUGCAAAGCAGGCCUAUGCUCAUGAUUUUAUAAUGUCUCUGCCCGACGGUUAUAACACCAUUGUUGAUGAUGCUCUUCUUAGUGGAGGUCAGAAACAACGUGUUGCUAUUGCCAGGGCCCUUCUGAGGGACCCAUCCAUCUUACUACUUGAUGAAGCCACUAGUGCACUUGAUGCCGAGAGUGAACAUUAUGUGAAGAGUGUCAUCACAAAAGUUAGUAGAGACUCAAAGACUAGAAGAACCGUGCUCAUCAUAGCACACAGGUUAUCUACGAUUCAAGCAGCUGAUAGAAUUAUUGUGAUGGAAAACGGUGGUAUUGUGGAGGAUGGUAAACACAGUGAGCUUAUUAAGAAGGAUGGUUUGUAUUCAAGACUAGCUAGGCGACAAAAUGACGAUCUCGAGUAGACCUGAAAUCACAGAAGGUGGUUUACUCCACUCCCUUUUUACUCAGUGGAAUGACAGGUAAUGAGAGUCGUCUGUCACUGGUGGGAUUCUUUACAAGGACUGACCUGGACCCGGGACUGGAGGUCGAAUAAAAUUGCAAUUGUAUUUACAACUAAUUGAACUAAAUUAUAAUGGUGUUCCUCACGAAGAGGAGCAAGACAAAGUCGACAUCUGGCACGGCAGUAUGGAGAGCAGACUUCCAGUAGUUCGUAAAGAAGUUGGUCCGCUACAUUUCGUCAGAUCCAACAUGUAACUACAAAUGUGUAGGCAUUUUGAUCCUACUAUCGGAAACUCUGUACUCUGUAACUUACUUUUACACUGAGAAAAUGCUCCAAUUAUGUACGAUGUGUUUGGUCA